ACGAAGAAGACACUAGAACAAAAAAGAGUGAUCAAAUUAUUCAUCACAUCAAUCUUUUCUCUUUUAAAUUAUUAUUAAUCAGAGAUUAAUAAUAUGCCUAUUAGCAGGAUCUCCGUCGGAACCACCGAUGAAGUCCGCCACCCCAACACCUUAAAGGCGGGGUUGGCGGAGUUCAUCUCCACCCUUAUUUUUGUUUUUGCUGGCCAAGGUUCUGGUAUGGCUUUCGCCAAGCUUACCGCUGGAGCCGCUGCGACUCCAGCGGGGCUUGUGGCCGCUUCCAUUGCCCAUGCGUUUGCCCUUUUCGUUGCCGUGUCUGUCGGAGCUAACAUCUCCGGUGGACAUGUUAACCCUGCUGUGACUUUUGGUGCAUUUAUUGGUGGUAACAUUUCUCUUCUUAAUGGAAUUGUUUACUGGAUUGCUCAACUUGCUGGCUCCUCUGUUGCUUGCUUGUUGCUUAAGUUCGCCACUGGUGGCUUGGAAACAUCUGCCUUUGCUCUAUCCGAAAACGUGACCGUAUGGAACGCCCUAGUCUUUGAGAUUGUGAUGACCUUCGGACUAGUGUACACCGUGUACGCCACCGCCGUCGACCCCAAGAAGGGCAACAUUGGAAUCAUUGCUCCACUAGCCAUUGGUCUCAUUGUUGGCGCCAACAUCCUAGCCGGUGGCGCAUUCGACGGUGCCUCAAUGAACCCCGCCGUGUCAUUUGGCCCAGCCUUGGUCAGCUGGAGCUGGAACAACCACUGGGUGUACUGGGCUGGACCCCUCAUCGGUGGUGGACUCGCCGGUCUUAUCUACGAGUUCAUCUUCAUUGGAGGCCAAGAGGCUGCCCCUGCUGAUUACCAGAGAUUAUCUGCUUAAUUAAGUUGAUUAUGUGAAAAUUUGAAGAUGGAACUUUGUUUUUUAUCUUAGUGUUUUUUUUUUUUUUUUUUUUUUUUUUUUUUUUUUUUUUUUUUUUUUUUUUUUGUUUAAUGGGUUAUUUUGGUUGUUCUUGUAUCAUUUGAGAGUUUGAAUUUGUGGGGCUCUUUUUAAUGUGACAAUUCUUCAAAUCAUGGUGGUAAUUAAUUUAUAAUGUGGGUCGUCGUCUUUCAUAAUCGUCACUAUCAUAUUAUGAGAUUCCUUUAUAUUUAUUGAGUAUAUAUAUGUAGUGGAUUUAAUGGAUAGUGAGGUUUUUGGAGGCUACUCUUGUGGUUGUUCUAUUUUUAAAUUCAAGUAAUAUUAUCUUCUAUUUUUAA
Chenopodium quinoa (quinoa) is the source of this 1232-nucleotide messenger RNA. Its product is annotated as probable aquaporin TIP1-1. Gene Ontology annotation, biological process: transmembrane transport; water transport. Bases 94 to 858 code for a protein of 254 amino acids. Gene Ontology annotation, molecular function: water channel activity. The record is from RefSeq and is a predicted model, not a curated record. NCBI's taxonomy places the organism in Eukaryota, Viridiplantae, Streptophyta, Magnoliopsida, Caryophyllales, Amaranthaceae. Gene Ontology annotation, cellular component: plant-type vacuole membrane. The transcript has 2 exons.